GCAUCAAGGGCGUGUUGGCUGGGAUGCCACGAUCUAUUGUCGGUGCCGUCGCGAAUCGCGCCCUGCCCCACUGAAGGAAGCUUCGCUUUGCCUACCCGAGGCGCAGCUAUAUUCUUACGUGAACCGAGACGUUUCGUCGAAAUUCAUCAUGGAGGACCUGAGCAUUGUGCUCGUUGUUAUUUUUUGUCUUAUUUUUAUCAUCGCGCCGCUAACGGGCGCCAUCUCUUCCUACCGGCGAUCGAAUCGUGCCUUGAGCGCAGUCGACCCUGGACCAAAACAGCUGGGACGUGCACGGAGGAAGUUAAGUACUGUGACCGCGUGCUCGACGCAUCCUGUAGAGGAUACCGAGGCCGCAGCUGCUCAGCUGGACCUUGGAGAAUGUCCCAUUUGCAUCGGCCCCUUGGUCCCCGAACCGGCACACAUAGAUGGUGGCAGCAUACGGCUCGCGCUCGACGAACUCACCACGGCCGCAGCGAGUCGACAAAGCAAGAGGGUCAGGUUCUGCCGGGGCAGACUGAGUUUCAAGGGUGCAUUGCCUACGACCGUGUCGCCGACGACAUGCAACGGUGAUGCCGCGGAGGAGGUGGUGGACGACGUGUUGACCCUGAACAGCUGCGGUCAUGCAUUCCACGCACGAUGCCUCGCGAGCUGGUUCCUAAUUGAGCGGUUCGACUGCCCGGUGUGUCGCGUCGUGUACUAUCGCAGGCCAUCGUUCCCGGACAGGGCGGUCGCGAUGCCUGGUAUCUAUAUCGGGACGCGUGGUGGACGAGUGCUGGGGUUGGGGUGAGUGGACGCAGGCGCACAGGAUGACUUUCAGAGAUACCCCCUUUAUUUUUAUGAGUGCGCUACAGCGGGACAGACUUCAGUGGCCCGCGCCAUGUAAUAUUGCAAGUACAUGUGGCAUUUAUCAUUGUUUUUCGUGGAGUGUCCCUCACAACGUGGCAAAAGGUAGGGAACUCUGAUCAUGACUCGUGCUUUCAUGCCAC
Molecule: messenger RNA, 986 nt
Organism: Emericellopsis atlantica
Lineage: Eukaryota; Fungi; Ascomycota; Sordariomycetes; Hypocreales; Bionectriaceae
Exons: 3
Coding region: 149-787 (212 amino acids)
Source: RefSeq, a predicted model, not a curated record